This is a messenger RNA of Oryzias latipes (Japanese medaka), 2801 nucleotides long. RefSeq names its product mid1-interacting protein 1-B. Gene Ontology annotation, biological process: regulation of lipid biosynthetic process. The record is from RefSeq and is a predicted model, not a curated record. Gene Ontology annotation, cellular component: cytosol. NCBI's taxonomy places the organism in Eukaryota, Metazoa, Chordata, Actinopteri, Beloniformes, Adrianichthyidae.
UUUCCUGCUUUGAAAUAAACCAAACAAUAAAUCUGCGAGGCCCAAAACAUUGAAGAACUGCGUGCAACCAGCACUGCGCUCUGAUUGGCUGUUGCCUGUCACGUGCUACAACGGACCCCGCCUUCCUCCCUUCCCAGCUUUACUGGAGCCUCGCCAGGGAUCCGCUGAAGCUCGGUGCUCUCUAUGAACAAACGCGUCGCGUCCAGGUGUUCCCCUCAGGAUAGGAACUCAGGCUGUUUGGACCUCAAUUUCUUGGUUCUGGACUCCUGUAAGCUGCGGUGAGUUCCCCAUGAGACCACGGCUGAAUUAGAAGCGAGCCAGAACCGGAGCGCUAAUCCUCUAAGAAGCUUUUACGGUCCGAGUUGGCCGCCCGCUGACGCAUGAUGAUGCAGGUGAGUGAAUCCUACCACCAGAAGAACUCGCUCUUCAACGCCAUGAGCCGCUUCAUCGGCGCCGUUAACAACAUGGACCAGACAGUCAUGCUACCCAGCAUGCUGCGGGACUUCCCGCCAGAGGACAGCGGGGAACUGAUGGCGACCGCCACGGGCGGUGGCAGCAGCAGCAGCGGCGGCUACCUCCAGCCGGAUAUGUACGGUUCCUACGUCCUGCUCAAAUCCAUCCGCCAUGACAUUGAGUGGGGCGGGGCGCCGGGUGGGAUGGAGGACGCGCGCGCGGCAGAGGGGGAGGACGACCUGCAGAAGGAGCUCCACUUCCACCUCAACGGACUGCACGCCAUUCUGGCCAAGCUCACACACAAAGCCAACACGCUCACAAGCCGCUACAAAGAAGGGAUCGGGUGCAGCAACUGAGAUUUCCCAUGGCCUGUGAACGUGUCACACCGUGUCCAAAUUCCCUCACUGUUCCCCUAUAGUCCAGGACUAUCUAGUGCCCUUGAUUUUCAUGCAAUUCGGACACAUGAUCCCUACUUUUAUGUUUAGUGGUAAAUCUAACCUCAUCCAUUUGCCAAAGUAAAAACCGUAAAAAUAAUAACAUUUUAUGUAGACUAUUUAUGAAUCCGCUGUGUUCUGAUGAUGAAAACUUUGAAUUUUUAUAUAAAAAAACCUUACUUUAAAGAAAUAUUUUUCACUUUACAAAUCAUUCCAAUGCAAUGCAUUGUGGUCUAUAUUUGGCAAUCUAAUGAGCAUUAAUGCACACUAAUUUUUCGCAGAGACUUCUGGGAAAUUUCCAGGGCACUGGAUUCAGGAAUUGUAGAUUGGGACUCCACGAAAAAAAUGGUGAACAACCAAGGUGUGACCAGGGAAAGGGACUAAUAAAGUUUUCAGAAAAACCUAGUUGAAGGUGGAAAGUUUUGCAAAGAAAAAGGGAAACGUGUGGAAGAAACUAAAUUGGUUUAAAUUGUACUCUAAUGCUGUUAAAUAUUUUUAAUAUUGAGAAAAGCAUGUACAUUAUUUUUUUAAACAAGUUUGUCUAAAAACGUAUUCAGAAACUAAAGAGGACACCCGUAUUUUUGAAAGUUUUAAAACUAAAUUAUUAUUUUUUGUAUCAUCACUCUGUAGUUUUUUAUGUCACCUGAAUUUAAUAUUUAUUUACUGAAAAGUUUGAACUGUUUAAAAAUGUUUCGAACUGGUUAAAUGUCCUCUGCAUUGUUGUUUUAACUCUGAUGCUAUAGACACAACGGGGAUGUGACUCGCGUACAAGAACGCGCUAAAUGCGGGUUCUUGAACGCCUAUCUAGCCCAUGGUGUUCACACUGGACAAACAGGGAGGGGCUUCUUCUUCUUCUCCUUUUUUCUACUGUUUAUUAUUGCUUAUCCAUCACCUACAGUUUGAAGAGUUUUGGUGCAAAAUGUCACUGGUUGUAAAUCUCGCUCCAGGAUUUUUUUUUCUCACAGCUCUAUUCCGAUAUAUAUGUAAGACUCGGUGUCAUAGAUACCGUCCUGGCACAAAUGGCAAUUAUUAAUUUCUCCUCCAUGAUCACUUGGCAGUAGCCAUACGUCACUACCAAAUCCAAGUCCCUGAUUUGUCAAAGCUUGUCUCUUAACGCCAGUUCAAUGGUUUUUGUACAGAACACCCCAAAAGACACUUAAAAAGUUGCGUGAACAGGAGAGCUUUGAACGCUUUGAAUGGAAGUGGUCCCUUGAACGCUCGUUUCCGAGCUGGUGUGAACGUGGCUUGAGUAAGAGAUGUGAAGUCUCUGAACUGGAGGAUUGUAAGGAUUUAUUUCAGGGCAGUAGUAGGUUUAAAAGUUGUCAUCCGGACUUGGUUUUUAAGUUGAAAACGUUUAACGUUUCAACGAUAAAGCCUUCAACGAUAAAACCAAGUCCGGAUGACAACUUUUAAACCUACUACUGCGAUGGAAUCAACUCUUCAUAGACAGAUUUUUUCCAGAGUUUCUCUUUUAUUCCACCUCACAGCUUUUCAUCUAUGCAAACAAAGUUGUGAUGACCUUGUGCUAGAACACAACUAAAGAUUACAUUUUUGGUUCUUAAGAGCACAGACAGAACUGAUACUUAGAUCCUGUAGAGCUUCAUGAACGUCAAAUGGUCGUUUUUCUGGCUGAAAACCUGGACUCAUCCAUGACUGUUUGGCUAGUCAUUGCUGAAAUGGAAAAAAAGUUUUUAGCUUUUUUUAUUUUUUAAGAAACCUGCUUUUUUAUAAAGGAGUUUUCAUCUUCUGUGAGGAUAUGCUGUAAAAUAUGUCCUUGAUUCUGUCAGACUGAACACUUUAUAUGAGAUUCGUCCCUUGGAGCAUGACUGAAUCUGAUGUUUUAUUCCAUUUCAUGAGAACAUUUAUGGAACCUUUUAUAUUCUAUGUCCAGAUUAAAAUGAAUGUUUUCAAAAA